CCAGCGCGCCUGCUCGGUGCGGGAUGCUGAAUUGUAGGCGAUGAUGGCGGAAGGGGAGCAGCGCUGACUUUUCUACGAGUUCUUCCCGCGGCUGAAGAACCGUCUACGACAUCCUUUCUCUCCCUCCGAAACCUUUUCCCGACACGAUGGGGAACGAGGCGAGCAUGGAAGGGGAGGGACAGGCUGGACAAGGCGGCCCCUGCGCCGUCCCUGCAGCGGGGGCUCCGGCUUCCAUUUCAGCACCGCCGGACGCUGGACAGCUCAUCAAGCCGAGCAAUGGAGCGCCUGCCGGAGGAAGUGGCGCUGGAGUCGGCCCGGGGAUUAACAGGCCACCUGCAUCAGACCUGGGUCCUACAACAGGAGUCCAUGGCAGUCAUGGAACAGGAGACAGGUUGGCCUCCCAUGACACCCCGCUGGCUGCCCCAUCCCAGGGAGAGCAGGGCCACGGUCAUGUGGCCAGGAAGAACUUGCACGUGGAUGUGGGAAGCAACAGGGCCGGGAGGUCCCCUUCGGUAUCCCCAGACCGAGGCAGCGUCCCUACCUCUCCUUACUCUGUGCCUCAAAUAGCGCCCAUGCCCAGCAGCAAGCUGUGCCCCGUCUGCAAAACGGCUGACCUGACUGGCACUGGUGAUGACAAGCCAAACUUCAACACCUGCACCAUGUGCCGCUCCAUGGUGUGCAACCAGUGUGGCUUCAAUCCCAACCCGCACCUCACUGAGGUACAGGAGUGGCUUUGCCUGAAUUGUCAGAUGCAGAGAGCGUUGGGGAUGGAUAUGACCACACCACGUUCCAAGAGUCAACAACAGAUACACUCUCCUUCUCAUGCUGCCAAACCAGAACCUAGACUCGAUGCUUCGUCUCAGCCCGUCCCUCAGACACAGAUGCCUCCUCAGGCCCGACCCCCAGGGCAGACCCAUCCAGCUCCCGGCCCUUCCAAACAGACUGGUCCGGCUGGCCCAGCUCAGCAAGCGACAAAGCUCCCCCCAGGGGCAGUGCCUCUCCCUGGCAUGGCCAAAGCCCCAUCCCAGCCCGAUUUGUCCCGAAACUCCCCCGCCCACCAGCCACAUCACCCCCGCCAGGACCAGACACGAAGUGCAGGCAGCUCUCCCUCACGACAGCCCCCACCCCCUGAGCAGACUUUUGGGAAAUUAUUUGGCUUUGGUGCUUCUCUCCUUAACCAAGCCAGUACGCUUAUAUCUGAGACUACUCAACCCCAACAACCACCCCCAAAGCAAGCCCCCAAACCAGGGGCACCUAAACCUCAACCUCAACUUGCACCACAAGGAUCUCGAGCUCCAUCUGAGCAGCAGCAGCAAGCCGCUCCUCCAAACUCCUCUAAACCCAAAGUUUGUUGUCCUCUUUGCAAGGCGGCCCUCAACAUAGGAAACACAACAGAACAAGCCAAUUAUAACACCUGCACUCAGUGCCACUCCCAAGUGUGCAACAUGUGCGGAUUCAACCCCACUCCUCACCUAGUGGAGAAUAAAGAAUGGCUGUGCUUGAACUGCCAGACACAGAGGGCUCUAUCAGGAAGUUUGGGAGAUAUUCCAGGCCCUGGCGCACAGCCCGUGGCUUCCACCAGGUCACCUGCAACAUCCAAUCAGCAGAAAGGGACUGAUCAGCGGUCAGGGCCAAGGCCCACGGGCCCUCAGCAGCAACAGAAACCACUGGGUCCCCAAGUAAGUGGCCCCGCCUCUCCUAUGAAACAGGCUGAAAUUUCCUCCCAAGCCAAGGGGAUAAACAAAGCUUCCCCUCCAAGUAAGGGUUCUUCCCAGCCUGUUCCUCAAGCCAAGGGUUCAGUUUCUCAAAGCAAGGGUGCAACACCACCCCCAGUCCAGAGUAAGAGCCAAUCUCAGAAUAAAGGUGCUGCUCAAAGUAAGGGCCCCGCUAACCAAACUAAAGGGCAGAACCAGGCUAAAGGGCAGACUCCGACAAAGGGAUCUGCUCAGCCCACGGCUCAGGUUAAGGGUCCUUUAUCUAGUGCCAAGGUUUCACCUAGCCCUAAAGCAGCACCCAAUAACGCCAAGACCUCUCCCACCUCUUCAAAAACAGCACCCACCCAGUCUAAACCCACAGGUACGUCACAGGUACGCAAACAGACGCAGAGCCAGGAGAAGACAAAAGUCACGUCUAAAGCUCCAAAGGAGGAAGUCAAGGCCUCACCAAAGAAGGACCUGUCAGAGACUGUCACUUCCACAAAAGACACCAAGAUAGCAGACCAUGUGCAGAGGUCAAGACACCGAGAAGAUUACAUCAAGUCAAGUACCCAGAGUUUAAGCGACACGGGAUACUCCUCGGAUGGCAUAUCCGGCUCUCAAGGGGAGAUUAGUGGUCAAAUUCAUGAAGAUGCCCUCAAGCUCAACGAGAGGGGUGUGUCCAUUUCCUCAGAAAUCACCAAGUUGGAGACGUCAAUGAAGCCUCUGCUGGAGUCAAAGGCGGCAUCAGACCAGAAGCACAGGCCUCAUUCACUGUCUGUUGGACAGGGACGGGACAUUAGUCCCGAUGAUGAUGCAGCAAGAGAUGAAUCGGAGGAUGAGCUCAGCUGCAAGCUUCGUCAUGAUUAUGUGGAAGACAGCAGUGAAAGUGGCCUCUCACCGUUGCCAGUAAGACAAAAGAAGUCCCAUAAAGAUUUAACUGAUGAAGAGUUUAUGAGGAGGCAAAUUAUGGAGAUGAGUGCUGAUGAAGAUGAGUUGGAGGAAUAUGGAGACCAGAAAGCUAAAAGAGGACAUAAAACUAGUGGGGAUUUGAACAAAGAGAGAAGACGACUUCCGCACCAUUCUAGUAGUUUUGAGGAUAAUGGCAAGGAAUCAGAAGGGGCGUAUAAGGCAAAAGAAGAGGAAGAUGUCAUGAUGGCAGGGGGCCUUCGUCGCUUUAAGACAAUUGAGUUGAACAAUACCAACAGUUAUAACCGAGACAUGGAACUCAACGCAGAGCAUGACCUACGGGAACCGGAGCUGGAGAUGGAGAGUCUGACUGGUUCUCCAGAGGAGCGGUCAAAAGGAGAAUACUCAUCCACUUUACCCGCCACCACUCCCAGCUACACCUCUGGAACAUCCCCCACAUCGGUGUCAUCCAUGGAGGAUGACAGUGACAGCAGCCCUAGUCGAAGAGCAAGACUAGAGGAAGCAAAGCAGCAGCGAAAGGCCAGACAUCGCUCACACGGGCCACUGCUGCCCACAAUUGAGGACUCAUCAGAGGAGGAUGAGCUUAGAGAGGAGGAAGAACUACUGAGAGAACAGGAGCAAAUGAGAGACCUUGAGCAACAGAGGAUCCGAAGUACUGCACGAAAAACAAAGAGGGAUAAGGAGGAACUGCGAGCACAGAGACGCAGGGAAAGAUCCAAAACUCCCCCCAGUAAUCUCUCUCCCAUAGAGGAUGCAUCACCAACUGAAGAACUAAGACAGGCGGCAGAGAUGGAAGAGCUCCACAGGUCAUCAUGUUCCGAAUACUCACCCUCGAUUGACUCUGAAGCAGAGGGCUUUGAGAUAAUAGCUGGAAAGCUCUACAAAUCAGGGAAUGAAUAUAACCUCCCGACUUUUACAUCGCUCUACUCCCCCACAGAGAAGACACCAGCCAUGUCAUCAGCUGAUAAAACACUCAAAAGUGCAGAGGAAGUCUAUGAGGAGAUGAUGAAGAAAGCCCAGCUCCUUCAGAGACAAGGGAAAAACAAUCAGCAGAAAAAUUCUUUGACUGACAAUAAAAACCUUGAAACAGGAUCUGCCUUAACCCCUGGCUCAAGCCCAACCCAAGGUGGUGCACCUAUGUCCUUCUCCACAACUGGCAACGACCCACGGAUUCCAGGAAUUCAUGCAGCACAUCUUUCAAAGGAAACUCAAAACAGGAUGAUGUCACAGAGUGCCAAAAUUGAAGGGGUUGUUGGAGGAGUGGCCACAACCAAAACACAAGGCAGUCACACUGCGACAACUCGAAAUGCAACUAAUGCAGGCUCCCAAAGGGCAUCACAGGCAUCACCCGACCCUGCAGGAUCUUCGCUAACAUACAAAGUUUUCUCCCUUUUCAAAGGCCCCAGCCCUCCAGUCUCGCCCACCACUUCUCCCGCACAAAGCCCGACACAUACGCCUACCGUGCGACCCACAGGAAGUAGUGGCAGGCAGUUGCCAACACUCCCUGGUGGACCAUCAUCAGCUGUAACUCCCCGUGGAGCUCAGGCACCUCAGAGGGCUGCCUCACCGCGUCUUGCACGACAGCAGUCUUCUCAGGAUUCACCAGUGAUGGUGAUAACUCUUGGCUCUGUAACACCUAGCCCUGCCAAGCCUAUAACUGUAAAUUCAUCCACUUCCCCAUUAUCAUCACCGACACAGGCUAGCUAUAAAACUUUGUAUAGCUCCCAGCCUCUGCCCACAAGUUCCCCAUCAUCAUCACCAAAACAUUCUUCACAGAUGUCUCAAAAUGCUGAAAGAUCAAAUAGUAGCACCCAAAGUCGUGGAUCACUGUCAAUGGAAAAUAUAUCUCUUUGUAAAAUCUCAACUAUUCCAGGCACUUCAAAGGUUAUGGGCCAGAGCCAAACCCAUCCAACUAAUAUUGUAGACCUCAGAGCCCCAAUGAGAUCUGCCCCAAUUAUAAUGACAGACCAAGGGAUGGAUCUAACAUCUUUAGCCUCUGACACAAGGCGCUAUUCUUUGGGGUCAGAACAGCCAUCUGUUCGGCAUACAGCAGUGCAACCUCUCAUAAUGAACUUGAAUGCACAAGAGCAACCACAUGUGUCCGUAUCAACACCGACAACAGUCAGUGUCACAGUUGCAGGUACUAUGUUCAUGUCCCAACCAAAACACCCCAUCGUCUAUGGAGAUCCUUUGCAAAACCGUGUGGAUUUGGGGCAAGGGGUUGGAUCAGCAGUGUGUUUAUCCCAGAGUAAGCCACCAGUUGCAGACCCAUCUAUUCCUAAAAUUGAUGCUUGCCUGGAGAACCUUGGUAUACAACAGCAGCAGCUGCAAUUACAACAACAAAAGCUCCUGCAGCAGCAGCAACUUCUCGAGCAGCAGCUCCAGCAGCAUCAACAACAAUCUUCUUUUGCUCGUUACAAUUUAGCCAAUCAAGUUCCGCCGCUUUUAAUGAAGAAAGAUCUUGCAGUUAGCCAGACAACCAGUUCCCAGCCUGUAGUGACUGCUAGAGUAGCUCCACUGGCCUCACAGCCUGUUUCUAAUGCCCCCCAGGAAAUAUAUGGUGGAGUUGCUUUAGAGCUACAAAACAAGCCAACAGUAAUGAAUCUGUCCACAGGUAAAGCCCAUGUCAUGAUGGUUCAACUUGAUGAGAGUAAAACAUCACAGGCGGGCACGGUUACUCAGUUAGUAAAGAAAGAAGACCCGCCUCUCCCUCCCCAAGUUUUGGAUCUGACCGGCCAGAUCAAGCCAGAAAACCAAGUAGCUUGUUGCGAUGUUGUGUACAAUUUGCCUUUUGCUGGUUCAUGUGCAGGGCCAUUCAGUCAAAAGCCCACAACGGUAUCGCCAGAUAAAAACCCCAUCACUGAAACUGCAAAAGCACCACCACCACCACCUCCCAGUCCUCGACAUUACAAUGUCAAUCAACAGCAACAAUCUCAAGCUACACAGGGUGUAACAGAGGAGCAUAAACCAUAUCAAACAACUAUAGUUCCAUCAGGAAGAAUCCAGCCGUCCAUGUCUGAUACCAAUCUGCCUGCCAUGACCGAUGGCAGUCAGUACCAGGUGAACAUGAAGGGGGGUAUGGCAGUAGAUCUAAGUACCAUGAAUCAGGCUUAUGAUGGUGCAUAUCUCGGCAUGGCAGCUCAGUAUGGAUCUUACACAGACUUGCGUCAUCAAGGUGACAUCACAGGCCCCGCAUUGCCCAUUCGCCGUUAUGGCUCCAUGUCAAAUAUCAAUUCUGAUUAUGGCUAUGGUUCCAAGGAGUUAUCAGGACCGCAGGACUCUAAUGUGGCUCAAUACAGUGCAACCACUGCAAGGGAGAUUAGUCAGAUGUGUGCUGCUCUUAACACAGCAGACCAGUUUGGAACCCGGUACGGAAAUAACCCUGAAUUGCUACAUUAUGGGGUUGGGAGAAGUGGACCUAUAGGUAGGCUAAAUCUCCAUCAGAGUUUAGCAUCAAUACGAGCAAACCUUCUGUAUGGCCCAGAUGGAAGGGCACUGCCAAAUGGCCAAACUCUAACAAACCUAAUAAAUGCCAGACAAGCAAGCAUACGCGCCUUGUAUCCUGCUGCUUUGAGAGGGGGUGAUGGCAUGAUAUACUCUACCAUAAACACUCCUAUAGCCUCUACCUUGCCUAUUACUACACAACCAGGCUCUGUUCUUCCCCCAAUGCCAAGAGGCAUUUACAGGCCAUACCCUACAGGUGUAACAGCUGUACCGUUAUCAAGUCUUACCAGGUUGCCUCAAGUGAGUCCCAGAAUGCCUCUGGCCACACAAGGAACAUAUUCAUACCCUCCUCCAAACCAGUAUUCUACUUCAGCCACACCAUCUGGCAGUAUACCCAGUGUAAGCCCUUCACAACAAGAAACACCCAUGUAUCUUGGAAAGCCUUCAACAACGGCCGCAGUCAUUCUACCAACCCAAGCCAACGCAGCACAAAAUGUAUCAGGACCCGGCAUUCAAACUACAACAGUCCAACAGACAGAUCAGUCUCAACUUAGCUCACGGAUGGCAUCCAUCUCUCAAGUCCAAGGACAGCCUCCAACUGUCAAGUCAGCGCAAGCCCAGAUGCAGCCACAACAGCUACCUGCUCAAACGGAACCUUUAUCAUUGACACAAACUCAACAGCAAGCUCAAGCCGUUAGUCAAGAACAAUCGUCAGUUUUGCCGCAGGGCACAGUCACACCGAGUGUUACUGAUGCUCAGAAAGGUAAAGAGGAUGAGAGGCUCAGUCAGCAGCAAGAGCACAUGCUGCAGCUAGAGCGAGAGCGUGUCGAAUUGGAAAAACUGAGGCAACUGCGCCUUCACGAGGAGCUGGAGCGAGAUCGUAUGGAGCUUCAGCGACACAGAGAAAAAGAACAACUACUUGUUCAGCGUGAGAUCCAAGAACUGCAAACAAUCAAGCAGCAGGUCCUGCAACAGCAGCAAGCAGAGCGUGAGACUCAACUUAUCAUGCAAAGAGAGCAACUGGCCCAGCAAAGAAUGCAACUUGAACAAAUUCAGUCUCUGCAGCAGCAGCUUCAACUGCAGUUGCAAGAGCAGAAAAGACAAAAGACAGCAGCGGUGGAAGCCGCAGCAGCCGCUGCAGCAGCAGAAGCGGCAGCAGCAUCAGCAGCAGCAGCUGCAGCAGCUACAUCCGCACAGGGUGCCAUACAGGGGGUGGUGGUGGGAGCAGGGCCUCCUCAAGGUUUCAUUAUUUGUGAUCAAAGUGGCAGGGUUAUUCAACAAGAUGGACAAACUGUUCAGUUUUGGCAGGACGGACAGGUGGUCCAAGCUAUGGUGGCAGCUCGACCUAUUCACAGUUCAGUGUCUGAAAUGUCUUUGAGAAGCAGUGACAAACAGGCCGAGUCCAAGAUUAUGAAAAAACAAAAUUCUAUGCCCCGUCUCAGAGACAGCACAGAGGAUGAUUCUGGGAAAAAGAUAGCAGACAGUUGUGUACAAACAGACGACGAAGACGGAGAGGACCGCUUCAUAAACAGGCGCAGGAGAACAAGACGCAUUGCAGACUGCAGUGUGCAAACUGAUGAAGAGGACCAGGCAGACUGGGAUCAGCAGCCAGUAAGGCGCAGGCGCUCACGCAUAUCAAAGCACUCAGAAUCCAGUGGUGAGAACAAAUCAGAUGGGUCAUCGAAAGCAGUGUCUGCAAGUAUAGCGAUUCAAACCUCAAAUGACUCAUCAUGCCAGACAGAAUCUGACCAACUAGGUCGGGUUUCACCAGCAAUACAUAUCACGAUGGCAGAAACCUCAAAGGUUGACCUAUUACAUUACAUAGCAGCCCCUGAGAGGACCCAUAAAGGAGAAAGUUUGGCAUGCCAGACAGAACCAGAGUCUCAGUCUCAGGGUGUGGUCGCCCCUCAGCUUAGUGUCCCUACAACCAUUAGUCCAUACUCCACAAGUCUGCAUAUAGUUGGUGCAAAUACAUCUGACCCAACCUCUCCCAGACUUCAAGGAGUUGCUAAAUUCGAGAGAAGGAAACCUGACCCUCUGGAAAUUGGCUAUCAGCAGCAACAAAAUGAGUCUCGCCAGCCCCCCAAAUCUCCUCAGGUUUUAUACUCCCCAGUGUCGCCCUUGUCUCCUCAUCGUAUGUUGGAAACGACCUUCGCCUCACAAGAGAAGCUUAACAAAGCCCAUGUGACACCGCAACAGAAGGCCUUCACCGCUGAAUCACCACAACGCCACCAGUCUCUACCAAGACCCAUCAAAAGUGUGCAGCGCUCCAUGUCUGAUCCCAAGCCUCUAAGCCCAACGUCGGAGGACCCCGCCAGGAACAGAUUCUCUCCAUACCAUCAGCAAGCUAUGUCCAACAGUCAGCAGAUGGCCUCCCUGCAGCAGCAGCAGCAGAAUGCUGUGAUGAGGAAGGUAAAGAGGACGCUUCCCAGCCCCCCUCCAGAGGAGGCUCCACUCCCCAUAGUUACGCCAGCACAAAUGUACAGCUCUCCUGGCAUGCCUCAGAGGGUUUUACCAAGACCUGUGCAAGGAGUCACCAAGGCAGGCUUGUUGAGUGAACUAAAAGCUGUGGAACAAGAGUCGUCAAAGCUUCGUAAGCAGCAAGCCGAGCUGGAGGAGGAAGAGAAAGAGAUUGAUGCUAAAUUACGCUACUUGGAACUCGGCAUUACUCAGCGUAAGGAGACCAUGGUGAAGGAGCGGGAGAGGAGAGAGUUGGCUUACUUGCGUUGUAUGGGUGACGCUCGGGACUACAUGUCAGACAGCGAGCUCAAUAACCUCAGAAUGGGAACUGCAACCGCAACCUUUGAUGCUAAUGGCUUGUUGACAAGGCCCAGCACAGCACCACUUAGUCAGUUUACUAAUGACCUUAAUGCAACCUCCCAGUAUUCCUCAACUUCAUCAUAUAUGCCUUAUCCUUACCCUCAAAAUCAACCAUCAUCACAACAGCCAAGCUCCUCUUACCAUCAGAUUGGUUUCCAGCCACCUCAGUACCCUUCAUCCUCAGCUCCCCAGCCAGGAACUUUCCAGCCCCAUCCUCCUCCAGGCCCAGGCUACCAGAACCAGGGAACCUAUUCUUCCCGUAUGUAUGGCCAGCCGUCAUACCAAACAGACCUUGGCAUGCACCAGCAUGGACACCAGGGUUUCCAUCCUCCUAGUCAGCCUAUGCCAGGCCAGAGCCAUCCCUAUCCCAGCCAUAGUUCCUAUCAACCCGGACUCGCUUACCAGCCCCAGGCAGAGAUCCUCACAGUACACCAAAGACCAAGGCAAACCUCUUUGGCUGACCUGGAGCAGAAACUCCCUACCAACUAUGAGGUCAUCAGCAACCCAGCGGUCUCUGUUGCCACAUCUGUUCCAGAUGCUACCUAUGGUUCCGCGUACAGCAAUGCGUAUGGACAAUAUCGCCCUGCUGAGCCUGGCCUCACUCACUCUGGUGACAGCCCAACAUCUGCUUAUGUUUCAGAUGAGCUCUACACCUCUAAUUUGGAGCAGAACAUACCUAGGAAUUAUGUAAUGAUCGACGACAUCAGUGAGUUGACCAAAGACAACGCAAGUCAACCCACGGACGCUCUAGGUCAUCCAGUAGGAGGGAGAUAUCGCAACGAGAAUGGCCCUGGACGUGGCAGCACCUAUGGUAGACCUGAAGAUGAGCCGGUGGAUGCUUAUGGAAGACCAAGUGGCACAAUGGGUUACCAGAACACAGUAGACAGCCGUACUAGUGCCACAGCAAGUGGAGGAUCUUAUUACUAUGAUGACCACAAACACACAUCACGGAGCAGCUCCGGAAGCCACAAAGUCUCACCUAAAAAUCUUGCCCCUGCCGUAGUCUCCUCCAAACGCAGUAAGCACCGAAAGCAGGGAAUGGAGCAGAAGAUAUCCAAAUUUUCUCCUAUUGAGGAAGCCCGAGAUGUGGAGGCAGACCUGGCAUCCUACACGAUGACAACCUCUACAGGCGGCAGCUGUACUGUGGUGUCUAGAUCCAAAAAGCAGGAUGAGGUGGCAUACGGAAUGAAAAGGAACACGUACGACCAGCAGAAGUAUUACAGCACCAGUCGAGAGGGCCUUGAGGAAGAAGAUCGUAUGUACAGCUCUGGUAGGUCCAGGUCUACCGGAUAUGGCAUGGACAAGAUCACAUCCAGAGACGCCUCGGGGCACAGAAGUAAAUCUUAUGAGAGAGAUGCCAUGGAGCGCUCUCAGAGAAGCAGUCGCAGUGGAAGAACGCCCAUACGCAAUCAGAAUUCAGAGGAAGAGAGUCCCAUCAGUCCUGUUGGGAAACCCGUAGGCAUCGGACGUUCUGGCAUCCCAAAUGCCCACGAUGUUAGGAACCAGUAUGGCUCCAGUCAUUCCCUUCCAGAUGUGCAAGAUCACCACAAGAAGGACCUUCCCAGGAGUCACGUCUAUAAACCUGAUGACCCUUACCUGGUAGAUGACAUGCACUGUGCUGUGUCUGACAGUGAAGCCUAUCAUUUGGGCCAAGAGGAGACUGACUGGUUUGAAAAGCCCCGGGAGGCCCGUUCAGAUCGUUCAAGACAUCAUAGAGGUGGCAGUCAGUCAUCUACAGGUAGACGCACAAAGCACACCUACCAUGACUAUGAUGAACCACCGGAGGAAUACGGCCCCCAGGACGACAACUAUCAGCGCCAUUCCUCCUCGGCAUCAUCACGGGACCACCGAUAUCAUGGCAGCAACUCUAGGCACAGCUCUUCUAGACACUCCUCAGAAGAUCCCAGGUCGUCUCGUACAUCUAGAACACACCCCAAAGACCCAUCAGGACGAUCUGAUGGCAGGUGCACUUCCUCUGCCCAGAGGAGGAGUGGCCCAGACACUCGUUCUGCUCAAGGAAGCCCCCGCAACUCAGGAGACUUCUCCCGUGAUCCCGCCACUGGCCAUCACCAUGGCACUGGGGGACGGAGCCAGAGACAACCCGGAGAUCGCACAAGAAGGCAGGAUCCCUCCACUGCAGGCCCCAAGAUGCAGCAGCAGGGCCAUGCCGGGCAACCACGUUCAAGCGCUCAAGGCCAGACGGGGAGACAUCCGGGCUCUGAAGCUCUCGAUGCUACACAGCAGUCCCAGCAGCAGCAGCUAAGUUCACAUCAACAACAGCAGCAAUCACAACAGCACAGUCAACCCCCUCCUACUAGCCAGCCAACAACCACUGCAGGAGCCGGACCACCACAGCAGCAGCCCAAAUCCAGCCAAGCACCGACACAGGGACGCCAGCCAGGAGGAGGCUCUGCAUCGGGGCAGUCAGCAGCUACAGCGGUAAAAAUGGACGCUACACCUUCAACGACUUCCACAGGAAUGAAGCCGACAAUGGCGGUCCCGACAAUACCUCAGACUACCAAAACAGCUCCACCCCCUCUAACAGGCAUUGGCUCUAAAGCCGCCCCUGUUGGGAUCGGCAGCAAAGCCGGCGGCAUCGGAAGCGCUGCAGCUGGACAGCCGCCUGCUGAAGGGGAAAACGUCCUCACCAAAAUCCUGCAAGGAGGUGCAGCGGAACAGGCCGGGAAACUGGGAGACGCUUUGUCUGGCCUUGGGAAGAAAUUCACUUCAUUCUUUUGAAUUGAAGAGAGGAGGGGUCUGCAGAGUCACAACACAACAAAAUUAACGUCUUUGCACUGGAAAAACCUAUGAAACGCCAUUUACUACAUUUCCCCAUCACAGAGGACGUGGAGGGAGAAAUCCUGAGAGCAUCAAGGUGGAAUCAAAGGAUGCCUUGUCAGCAGUGAAUUCCCAGACGUGUAUGCGAUUGAAGCGGAGAUGAAUGGGGCGGGGGGACCUGAAAAUGAAGUGGAUGCCUUAUAAGGACACAAAUCCCAGCAUCAACGGAGGACAGUAAUGAGGAGGCUUGUGCUCCUCCUCCUCAUGGAGAGCCUCCUGGGAUCAUAAAGAGUGUUGAAGGCCCACUGAUGGAGUUGUUUGGAUGUUUUUUUAUAUAGUAAAGGAAAGCCUGAGAGCGCCCUCUACUGGAUGUCCUUCACGGCUGAGGAUUACACAUCUGGCAAGGCUGUUUGCUCCCACAUUGAUGCUGAUUCUUCAAGGUUUUCAUAGGUUUUUCCACCCCCAAAGACUUCACUUCAACCCUGAGUGCUGGCUUCCUCUGAUCUCUACAUUCCAGUUUCGGGAACGUAAACCCUGUCUUUGAAUGUCUUCUUACUUCUCCUUUUUUUUCUUUUCAGUGUGUCUACAGAAUGCAUUGUGUAAAUGUGUACAUGCACGCACAAGUAUAGGAAAAAAGGAAAAAGAAGCCCAUACGUGUACUUCCUCCACCAUUCAGAAGCUUUUUUCUUUGUUUUGGUUUAGUUUUGAAGGAAAGGAAGUGACUGCCAGCGUGCCCAUGAUGCAGUGUGAGAGUCACACACAGAUGAAGAGGUCAUCACAAAGCCAUCCUUAUUGUCUGUGUGCAGCUUUCAUGUCUCAUCUUUUUACUUUCCUUUCAUUUUUGCCUCAUCAGAAGAGCCUUAUUCACGCUUUUGAUUUUGUUUUGCUUUUACUUCUAUACCUCGUAUGUCAUUUCUUUUUACAUGGCUGUAUACUACUGUAUGUACAUAAUCUUUCCAAAUGUACAUUUGUCAUAUGUGCAUUUAUGGAAUAUUUUUACCUUUGUCCUUUUCUUUGCUAAAACUUUAUAUUUAUUGUUUUUUUUUUAAUUAUUAUUUUGUCGAUUCUCCUGCAUCGGAUCAUUUUUUAAUUUAAGGACAAAAAAGAGCAAUAGCAUGCAGAUAAUGGUAUAUAGCACAAUGGUAUAAAUGUUGCGUACAUUAGCACCGGGGAAAUGAUCAAACGCUUGUUGUUGUACAGUUUGUCAAGCGGUUUACAACCUUCGUACCAGAUGUCCACAUGUGCAUGUUAGCUGCAUAAAAGCAUGCUGAGUGCAACAAACACACACACACACACACACACAUACACUUGGCAUCCCUUUUCUGCUGUAUGGUUAUUGAUUGAUCAACAAGCUGGGCCCACUGCCUUUUCUUGAGGUUCCAAUCUUCUAUGCAAUGACUCAUUUGGGAAGUGAUUAAGCCUAAAACAAAAUGGACUCAAAUAGGUCAAAAGAUGUAUGAAUUUGACAACUAGAGUUGUUUUGUUUUUGCAUGUUUUCAGACAUGGGUGUCCAAAGUCUGGCCCGGGGGGCCAUAUGCAUGUCAAAGCUCAUUUUUACAUUUUUUAGGACAAGCAAACACAAACUGCAUCACAAAAGAGGAUUAGGGGUCGUUGCGAUGUAUGUUGUUUUUCCUUUAAAUAUCAGUCUUUCCCAUAUCCUCAUAUAAAUCCAUUUGGACCGCCACAAAUACAUUAAAAUAUACUGUAUAUACAUAAAUAUAUAUAUAUAUAUAUAUAUAUAUAUACUCCUUAUCAAAAUCUUAAGACCAUUUUGCACAUUUGGAUCUUAAUGAGGUUUUAAGUAGAGCUACAAUACGCAAAAGCAAGAAGGGGGAGUGAGACAAAAAACAUUUUGAACUUGUAAUUUAAACACACAAAAAAAAUUUAAAUAGGUUGUUUGUCACCUGAUCACAAGUUUAAGACCACAGGCUACAGUAUAAAAGCCAAAAUCUGCGCAAAAUUUUCAUUUUCUGUCAGGCAUUCACACUGUCGUGCCCUCCUGAUGGCUAAAGCGAAGAAGCUUUCUCUUUUUGAACGUGGUCGGAUUGUAAGAAAGUCGUUUUACUUUUUUUUUUUAAAGAUCCUGAGCAUUAUGGAACAAAAAAGUCAAAUGGUAGACCCAAAAAAAAUCACACCUGCGCUGAGCCGGAGGAUCAGAUUGGCUGUCCAUCAAGACACAUGGCGGUCUUCGACCCACAUUAAGGCCCUUACUGGUGCCGACUGCAGCGCAAUAACCAUCAGACGGCAUCUGCAGGAAAAGGGUUUAAAAAACGAAUUCAAAGACCUCGUCUCCUUCAACGCCACAAAACUGCCCGUUUAGACUUUGCCAGGGAGCAUCAAACAUGGGACAUUCAAAGGUGGAAAAAAGUUUUAUUCUCUGAUGAGGAAAAAUGAGUCCUACUGAGAACAUUUUGAGAGUUAUUGUUUGAGCGAUGGUCUGCUUUUUGUCUCACUCCCCCGUCUAGGUUUGCAUAUUGUAGCCCUACUUAAAACCUCAUUAAGAUCCAAAUGUGCAAAAUGCAAAUUCUAGCAGUUUUUCAACUGGUCUUAAGAUUUGAAUAAGGAGUGUGUAUAUAUGUAUAUAUAUACAGUAUAUAUAUAUAUAUACACACUGUAUGCAGUAUAUUUUUAUGUAUUUGAUAACUUUUUUAUAUCUACUUUUUUAAAAUUUACAUUUAAGUGUAGUUUGUGCACACCUGGAGGUAAGAAGGACUGGAAAUAGUUUGGAUUUGACCAACUGUACCUGUUGAUGUGUCCUAAUCAAAUAUGACAUCACUACUACCACAUCACUACUAUCAGGAGAACCAGAGUAUAGAGGGGAGGGAGCCACCUGCUGUGGCCCAGCAAAGUGUACCGUAUUCGGACACAUGCUCCAAGCAGCCGGUGUGCCGCUACGGAGGUCUCUGGCAAACCUUUUGCAAAUGCCGCAGUGCUGGCUUUUCAGGUGGCUGAUAAGGUUGUUUGUGUGCUCAUUGUUUUUUUUCCCCUCAUCGCGCUGCAUUUGGUACAACUAGCACGCAAAAUGUCUCCCUCGAAAAGUGAAUGUUUGUUUACAAGUGAGCUCAGGUGAAGUUACGACAGGCCGUUAACGUCACAGGUGAUUUGCUCAGCCUCACAGUAAAGGUAAUCUUGCCUCAUUGGAGCAUUUUUUUUUUUAAAUUAUUGGUUAUCGGAGCUAUUUUGAAUAUCAGCCCGAUAAUUAUUGUGCACCCCUAGUAUAAAUAUAGUCCAACUAUAAAAUGAAAUACAAUCCCCAUCACAACGUUGCAUGUACUUUGUUUUUCAGUGUUUCCCACACAUUCAUUUAUUUGUGGCGGGCUGCCAUGACCAAAUUUGGAACGCCACAAAUCUUUUUUUUUUAUAUAUAUAAACUGUAACGCAACCCGCAUUACAAAAGAGAAUUAGGUGUUGCUGCUAUGUCUGUCCUAAAAAUAUCAAUGUGGCGGCACACCACAAAUAGAUUUGGCGCUCCGUGUUGGCCCUCGCUCAUAAACACAUUAUAACGGGACCGUCUAUGAAUGUAGCUUGUCCUUCCAACUCCACACCGUAGAUGACAUUGUAACUCCACUUCUUACCACACCUCCUACGCACCUGCACUGCCAGAGAAUAAGAAGAUGUAGCAGGAAGGAUCCGUGUUGCCAACUUAGCCACUUUGUCACUAAAUUUAUUCAUUUUUUUAAAACAACAACAACAACAAAUCUAGUGACAUUUUAUGGUCUUAUUGGGCACUUUUGGAGGCGCUAACACACAGGUGUGAAACUCAUGGCCUGGGGGCUAGAUCUGACCCGACACAUCAUUUGAUGUGGCCCACGAAAGCCUGUAAAUAAUGUGCACCCAAAAAAACACUUCAACUUUCUCGCUAAAUUGUUGAAAUGAAAUGCAAGUAUCGCUCCUCUCAGCGAGCAGCGGGUCUUGCUGUGCCCCUCAGAAGUAUUUCUAGUACUUCACUAAAAAUGUUCACAUGAUUGGUAAAGCAAAUGAGUUACUGCAUUUAACGUGCUAUUUUUGACAGCCCGAAAAAAAUCUGUAUGUGGCCCUCCGUGGACAAAGUUUUGACACCCCAUGUUUUAAGAACUGUGCUCCCCCUGCACAGAGACUUGUUGCCAAAGGGUGAACUGUGUCUACGUUGUGUUUUGUUUUUGAUUUUAAAAUGUCCACCGUCACGUCGCUUGCUAGCAUGGGUUUGCUUGGCUGCUUUCCUUGGCUGUUUGUUACUUCCUUGAGCGUUUUGCCUGACCUGGGCUUGCAGUGAGCGUCUUAUAUGCUGCGAUGUGGGCAGCACUUUUGUGUCAAUGUACAUAUUUACAUAUUCGGGUGUCACGCCAUCCCUGCGUGGGCGGUGAAUGGGGAAUGCUUCUUUUCACCGGGCAGGGGAAAAGGUGCAUGAUUAGAUGACAGCAUGGCAGCAGGAGGAGACAGAAGAGCAAAAGUUCAGCCAGUCACUCACAAAUCAGGUCUUUUGGUUUCUUUUGUGUGUGCGUGUUUUUUUUUAAGUUGAAAGCACAAAGCGUGGCUGGUGGUGGUGGCGGACACGCGGAGGUUAAGUAACAGUGCCUCCCAGAUCUGCCGAAAGUGAGGCUCGUGACACUCAGCCAUCCACAUUGUUACUGUAAAUACACGAUCAUUCCACUGUACAGCUUUUCAGUUUGGAGUACGCACCCCCCCAUGCCGUACAUGCUGCCAACCUUUUCUUUUUGUGUAUAAAAGAACAUUUAUGAACACGGUAAUAAGGAUGAUGAUAUUUGCUUACGCAUAGUCUUUAUGUGGCUGACAUGUACUGACUGUUUACAACAGUGGAACAAAAAAACUCCAGUCUGUGUAGAGAUUCUAUUAUUGUGUUUCAAUUUAAAAAAAAACAAAAAAAACAACCUCCGUGGCAACAAUUGCCUUUAUUGUCCAACAAUUGGGAGGUUUCGGUGGUUAUGAUCUAGAAUGUGAUUAUUGGAAGAAGCAGGGCAUAAAAAAAAGAAACAAAACACCUGGAAAAUGUCAUUCACUGUUGUAAGUGCAAUGGGAAAAACGUCAGUCGUGUAUCCAUUGUGAAACCUUGUGUUCUAUUCAGUGUAUUCCUGUAAGAUGAUAAUUGCUUUGUACAUUUUGGUGCAUCAUGUCCAGUAAUGUGAUUCAAUGAAAAUAUUGACCCUGCAAUUUCCAAACAGAAAAACAAUAAAACAUUAAAGGAAUAUAAUGUUGUCAUGUA
Molecule: messenger RNA, 16866 nt
Organism: Dunckerocampus dactyliophorus (ringed pipefish)
Lineage: Eukaryota; Metazoa; Chordata; Actinopteri; Syngnathiformes; Syngnathidae
Gene: bsnb
Product: bassoon (presynaptic cytomatrix protein) b
Exons: 13
Coding region: 147-11627 (3826 amino acids)
Biological process (GO): protein localization to synapse; presynaptic active zone assembly
Cellular component (GO): cytoskeleton of presynaptic active zone; axon; GABA-ergic synapse
Molecular function (GO): structural constituent of presynaptic active zone; metal ion binding
Source: RefSeq, a predicted model, not a curated record